AUACAAAUAGUUUUGAUAUCAAAGGGAAUAGUAAACUUUUCGUUUUCGUAUGCAAAAGUUUCUCAAAUAAAAUAGCAAAUUUUAAGUGGCUCGUCACGUUUCAAAUUAUUAUGUCGUCCGUUUUAGUACAAAGGCUUUGGGGCGUGGUUUGGUCCUCCGGAUCGCUGUGCCGCAUUCGCCAGCAUGCCAGUCAAGUCGCCCAGCAGUUGAUCAAGGAGGACAGUGAAGAAAGACGCGUCUACGACGAGCCGUACGUGAUCUUCCAGAACUGGCUGAUAAACGCCCAGAAGGAGGCGCCUCAGGUGCGACCGCGCCUCGCCUGCAUGGCCACCGUGGACAAGGCGGGCGAGCCUGUGACCCGGCUGACCAGCAUCGAGGAGGUGAGUGCCGACGGGAUCACGUUCUUCACAACCCUGGGCAGUCGGCAGGCGGGCGAGAUCAGCGCCAAUCCGCACGUGUCGCUGCACUUCAACUGGGCGCCACUCAUGCGCAGUGUGCGCAUAGCGGGCUCGGCCCACCAGCUGUCGGACCAGGAGGCGCAGGAGCAGUUCCGCCGAUACCCCCGCCACAUCCAGAUGUGCAUCACCCAUGGACCGCGCUACGCCGCUGCCGACUGGCAGUCCCGCUCGGGGUUCCUCGCGCGGAUCGUGCAGCGCUUGAACGACUGGCUUGGCAGGGCUCCGGAGGAGAUCCCCAUGCCGCCCAACUGGGGUGGCUUCAUCCUGACGCCCAGCCUCUUUGAGUUCGGAAUGCUCAGCGGACAGAAGGCGGGCAGGACUCGAGUGCGCUUCCGCCGCUGCCUGGAAAUGCCAAGGGGAGCGAGAGUUGGAAACGUUCAAGCAGAGAGACAAGAUUGGGUCUAUGAUAUGUCUGAGGAAAACUGAAGUGGAAAUUCCUUAAAAACCGAUUCGGCAUGAAUAUCCUCUCUAUGUGAUAACUCAAAAUUCCACUUAUUAUUUUCAUGGCCAUCCUGUUAUGUGUGCAUUUCCAUUCAAGGCUAAAUUUUAGUUCAAUUAAAAUCAAUUGUCCAACUAAUCAAAACAAAUAAAUGAGACGGUUUACUAAUUA
Molecule: messenger RNA, 1068 nt
Organism: Drosophila ficusphila
Lineage: Eukaryota; Metazoa; Arthropoda; Insecta; Diptera; Drosophilidae
Product: pyridoxine/pyridoxamine 5'-phosphate oxidase
Exons: 2
Coding region: 111-884 (257 amino acids)
Biological process (GO): pyridoxal 5'-phosphate biosynthetic process; pyridoxine biosynthetic process
Molecular function (GO): FMN binding; pyridoxamine phosphate oxidase activity
Source: RefSeq, a predicted model, not a curated record